GGCCUCAUUGCGCCAAUGAAGGAGGCCAUGAAAUGACAUAUCAGAAUGGGAAGAGGAAUUAAAAUGGGUGGCCACUGGGAGAUCCUGCUUCUUCUGGUGGACGGAGCAUAGGUGCUUGACAAAGUGGUCUCCCAAUCUAUGUUGGGUCUGACUAGGGGCCAUGGACAAUUCUGAUUUGAUGGAGAGGGACGUGAAAGCACAGAGGAACAUCUGGAGAAAUUUCUGAAACGCCCAUUCGCUGCUGUCGUUACUGUGUGGUCCGGAAUCUUUCGGAGGGUAGGCCUCAAAAUCCCCGGCUUUGCCUGCAUUUGGCGACCGAGAAGGAGGUUGAAUCAUUUGGACAGAGAUGGCGCUCAGUACUCAGUGUCGGAGAACUGAUCAGAGCUCGAAGUUUUCGGAUGACUCAGAGUCGGAUUGUGGUGGGCAUGGCAGGGAGAGUUUUUCUUCCCUCUCCCGUCUGCGUGAGAUGUGGAACAUUUGAGAAACUUUGAACUUUACUGUGCUCAUGGACUUCUUCAUCAAGUUAUGCUUGCACACCUAUUUACUAUCUUCAGUCAUAUCUUGGAGUUUCAUUAAAGAUGGUUAAUGUCUUGAAAGGAGUUCUUAUUGAAUGUGAUCCGGCCAUGAAACAAUUUUUGCUGUACCUGGAUGAUACAAAUGCUUUGGGGAAAAAAUUCAUAAUACAAGACCUGGAUGAAACUCAUUUAUUUGUCUUGGCUGAGGUAGUCCAUGUCCUACAAGAAAAAGUUGGAGACUUAAUGGAUCAGAAUUCGUUUCCACUAACGCAGAAGUAAAGUCACAUGAUUAAGCAACAGAGACAGAUCUUGAGAAUUGGAUCAAUAUGUCAUUGACCCGCUGGUACAAAGACCCUGGACUGACAGCUAUUUGGAAAUAGAAUAUAUGCAGGAAUUUUGCCUCAGUAAAAUAAUUUUGGUUCAUCUACAUCCAGAAGGUAAUUUCUGUUACUGACAGUAAAUAGAUUUAUAAUGGAUAUUCUGGUGAACUGGCCUUGGACUGAAUGAAGUGUAUUUUGAGGAUUCAUGGAAAGUUAACGGUAUUUGGCUAACUGUAUGCACUUCACAUUACAAUGGAGCCUUACCACAAAUUGAAUCAGCUGCAAGUGAUGUUGGUUUCCUGAAUGAAUUCAGACUCUUCCAAUUUGUCUGUAUUCCAAUGUACACUUUUGAUGAAUGAUUGCAUCUUCCUUUUGCUGAUCCUAUGGAGUACGUCUUUACGGAAUAACUUGCCUUACAAAACCGUUCUCUCUUCUUUUGGAUUACUUUGUAAAGAAAUUCUAUAUAUCCUUGGUGUGACUUUAUGGUGUUAUCAAUAAAUUUCACAUUAUAAAAAGCAUUCUAUACAAAGUCCUGUAACGA
Mobula hypostoma (lesser devil ray) is the source of this 1376-nucleotide messenger RNA. It is a transcript of the gene gtf2h5, whose product is annotated as general transcription factor IIH, polypeptide 5. Gene Ontology annotation, biological process: nucleotide-excision repair, preincision complex assembly; nucleotide-excision repair; transcription by RNA polymerase II. The record is from RefSeq and is a predicted model, not a curated record. The transcript is spliced from 3 exons. Bases 579 to 794 code for a protein of 71 amino acids. NCBI's taxonomy places the organism in Eukaryota, Metazoa, Chordata, Chondrichthyes, Myliobatiformes, Myliobatidae. Gene Ontology annotation, cellular component: transcription factor TFIIH core complex; transcription factor TFIIH holo complex.